Molecule: messenger RNA, 561 nt
Organism: Tuber melanosporum (Perigord truffle)
Lineage: Eukaryota; Fungi; Ascomycota; Pezizomycetes; Pezizales; Tuberaceae
Exons: 2
Coding region: 1-561 (186 amino acids)
Source: RefSeq, a predicted model, not a curated record
AUGGUUUGGGGAUUCAGGCCUUGUUGGAGGAGCAGUGGGAUUAGUCAAAGCGGUGGACAAGAAUGCCGCACAUUACAUUGGGAUAUUUUCGAGGAGUGCUUUAGCUACAAUGACGAUGUCCUUGACAUUAUCCGCACACAACGUCGCAAUUGUAAUGCUACUGCGGAUAGUGAUUUAGCUGAACUGCUCUCGCUUGACGCUCCCCCUCAGCUCUUCCCCGCGAUGCUCACUAGUCGCUACUGGGUGUAUUUCAAGCCUUUGACACCAUCGGGCGACUCUGGUAACAAAGCGCUUGCAGUGCGUAAUGUUCGUGGUAGCCAUCUAGGUCAUUUGAUCACCGUUCGUGGUAUUGCAACCCCUGUGUCGGAUGUCAAGCCCUACUGUACUCGUCAACGCAUAUACCUGCGACAGGUGUGGUCCACAUCAGUUCCCUUAGCUGUCUUCACAUCAAGAAGGCACCCCUCGGCAAACUCGAAGGCAACCCAGCUGAAAAAUAGACUGCACGCACGACCCAAGGAGUUCACCCUAGAGGGCACAAGGACUCACUGGGGUGGUAGUUAG